AUGACGUCCUCAACCAUCUCAAACCCAAGCCAUCUGGAGCCAUCCCAACUUGGCACCAAAGAAUACUGGGACAACCUCUACACGACCGAGAUGGCGAAUCAUGCCCAGGACCCCAGCGACGAGGGCACGGUCUGGUUCGACGAUUCGGGCGCCGAGGCAAAGAUGCUGUCGUUCCUGCGGCGGAAGGUAGUGAAGGAGAAGCUACUACUGGGCGAGGAGGUCACGGAAAGUAAUUGUAGCUUCUUGGACUUGGGAACCGGGAACGGGCAUUUGCUUUUUGCGUUGAGGGGGGAUGGGGUUGGGGAUAGCGAUGGGGAUGGGGGAAGUAUCGACAGUGAGGGUGAGAGCGAGCCUGAGAGGAGUGGUGGAGGAGGAAGGGAACUUGAAGGCGGUGGAGAUGGCGAGGGAGAGGCACUCGAGGGGUGGGGAGGCAGGAUGCUCGGCGUGGAUUACUCCGCGCGCAGCGUCGAGUUCGCGAAGCGGAUUGCGCGGGACAAGGGCUAUGGGGAGGGAUCGGAACCGCGGAAGGAAGUCGAGUUCCUCAAGUGGGAUAUCAUGAGCGAGGAUCCUUCGCCGGGCGUCCUCUCGGGCGAGCAGGCGCGGGGCUGGGACGUGGUGCUCGACAAGGGGACGUUCGAUGCGAUUUCCCUCUCUGAGGGGAGGGAUGAGUGCGGGAGGAGGGUGUGCGAGGGGUACUGCGGGAGGGUCGUACCGCUUAUUCGGGAGGGGGGCGUGUUGCUGGUUACGAGCUGCAAUUGGACGGAGGAGGAGCUGGAGCGGUGGUUUGUGGGCCCGGGAGCUGGGGGAGGGGGAGGGGGAGGGCAGUUGGAGGUGCUGGACAGGAUAGAGUAUCGGAGUUUCAGCUUUGGGGGGAAGAAGGGGCAGACGAUCAGUAGUGUGUGCUUUAGGAAACGGGGGAGGCUGUAG
Messenger RNA from Drepanopeziza brunnea f. sp. 'multigermtubi' MB_m1, 927 nucleotides. The record is from RefSeq and is a predicted model, not a curated record. NCBI's taxonomy places the organism in Eukaryota, Fungi, Ascomycota, Leotiomycetes, Helotiales, Drepanopezizaceae.